Messenger RNA from Fundulus heteroclitus (mummichog), 4865 nucleotides. It is a transcript of the gene rorca, whose product is annotated as RAR-related orphan receptor C a. The record is from RefSeq and is a predicted model, not a curated record. Gene Ontology annotation, biological process: regulation of transcription by RNA polymerase II. Bases 367 to 1791 code for a protein of 474 amino acids. The transcript is spliced from 10 exons. Lineage: Eukaryota; Metazoa; Chordata; Actinopteri; Cyprinodontiformes; Fundulidae. Gene Ontology annotation, cellular component: nucleus. Gene Ontology annotation, molecular function: zinc ion binding; RNA polymerase II cis-regulatory region sequence-specific DNA binding; nuclear receptor activity.
ACGAGGCGGGCGGACCGCGGGCUGAGGAUCAUGUGUAGUCCACGCGCUGAAACUGGGUUAGUGCGAGCAGCGGAGCCAGAGAGAGCUGGAGGAAGAAGAAGAGUCGCCGUCGCUCUUUAAACGCAUAUAGCUCGACCUCAGCUGCAAAGGGAGACUAGUUCAGAACAUAGAGACACCAUUACGUUUAUAUAGGGUCAGGGUGUGAGAAGAGAGGGUAGAAAGUCCGUUUGAGGAUUUCGUUCCCGUAGCAGUUUUCAGUUUAUCCUGCUUGGAGUAAUAUAAAUGCCCGUCGCCCUCUGUGCUUUCUGGCUUCUUUUCCACUUGGAGUUACAUGCCCUGCAAAGUUGAUUAGACUUCACCGAAGAAAUGAGAGCUCAAAUUGAAGUGAUUCCCUGUAAAAUCUGUGGGGACAAAUCAUCAGGCAUUCACUAUGGUGUCAUCACCUGCGAAGGCUGCAAGGGUUUCUUUCGACGCAGCCAACAAAACAACGCUAUGUACUCCUGCUCGAGACAAAGGAACUGCCUGAUCGAUCGGACCAACCGUAACCGGUGUCAGCACUGCCGGCUGCAGAAGUGUCUCGCUCUCGGCAUGAGCCGUGAUGCUGUGAAAUUUGGUCGCAUGUCCAAAAAGCAGCGGGACAGCCUGUACGCAGAGGUCCAGAAACACCAGCAGUCGCAAGAGUGCGCGGGAGUCGGCGCCCGCGAGCAGAUUGUAGACCUGGCCGAACAUGGCCGCACCUACAGACGGGGCUCCAGCGCCACGCUCAGUGACCUGGAUGACAUCACAACCCUGCCAGAGGGCCUGCUUUUUGACCUGCCGCUGACCCCGGAGGAUGCGGGCGGAGAUUACUGCAACCUGGAAAUGAUGGGCGGAAGCGCGGGGAGCAGCUCGUCUUCUCAGAGCUCCCCAGAGCAGACCAGCUUGGACUUUGUUGACGGCAACCACAGCAUCAAACAUGAGUACCAGCUGUUGCAUGAGUCGGGACUCUUCUCUCAUGCCAUCCUCAACCCUUUGCCAGAGGGCUGCUCCUUGCUGGAAAUAGAGCGUAUAAUCCAGAGUGUGGUGAAGUCCCAUGUGGAGACAAGCCAGUACAGCACAGAGGAGCUGAAGAGAUUAGCGUGGAACAUGUAUAACCCAGAGGAGACACGCUCAUACCAGACCAAGUCCGCCGAAGUGAUGUGGCAACAGUGCGCGUUUCACAUCACCAACGCAAUCCAGUACGUGGUGGAGUUUGCCAAGCGCAUCUCCGGCUUCAUGGACCUCUGUCAGAAUGAUCAGAUCAUUCUCCUUAAAGCAGGCUGCAUGGACGUGCUUCUGAUCCGUAUGUGCCGAGCCUACAACCCCAUCAAUAAUACACUACUCUUUGAUGGAAAGUUUGCGAGUGCUCAGCUUUUUAAAGCUCUCGGCUGUGAUGACCUCGUGAACGCCGUGUUUGACUUGGCGAAGACUCUGAGUCGUAUACAGAUGUCAGAGGACGAGAUGGCUCUGUUCAGCGCUGCAGUCCUGCUGUCGCCAGACCGACCUUGGCUGACAGAUGUCCAGAAGAUCCAUAAACUGCAGGAAAAGGUUUAUGUGGGUCUGCAGCGUUGUCUGCAAAAAGAGGGAGCAUCAGAGGAGAAGCUAGCUAAGAUGGUGUCUAAGCUUCCCAUGAUGAGGUCCAUUUGUAAUCUCCACAUAGAUAAGCUGGAGUUUUUCCGCCUACUUCACCCCGAGACAGCGUAUGCUUUCCCUCCUUUGUACAGGGAAGUGUUUGGAAGUGAAAUCACCUUCCCGGACUCCACCGAGGGCUAGCCGCGCCACUCAGUUGAAUGGCGUCAUGAACAUAGUGACUCUGAUGUGGUUUUAGAGGAGGGUGAAAUGAGGUAACCGUCAUAAGGCAAAACCAACCAGCCCAGUGACAAUCCUGCACGUUACACUUUAGCGAACACUCCUCUCUCUCAUCUGAAGUCCAAAUCCCAUGGAUGGUAGCUUUCACUGCUCCGCAGGCUAACCUUUUUAACUAGACACACAACGGGAGCUGCUGGCUGGGUCGUCAGUGCACGUUACCUCCUUUGUAAAGAAGCGAAAAGCAUGGAAGAGUAGCCUACAUUGUUUUUAUUCACAAAAAAUAUUUUUCUAUAACACACCUAAAACUGCUUGUUGAGCUUAAUUCCUUUCUGGCAUUGAUGUUGUUAUUUUCACAGCUCCUGUGAACUAUUGUUGAAUGUACCCCCCUCUUCCUGUAAUCAUCCAUGGUAUACGAGAAUGUACAAACCUGCAGCAAAGUCCUCACCCGUCAUCGGGAGAUUUGCAGUAAAGAUGCUUGCUUCAGUUUAGUGCGGAAGCGAUGGUUGCUCCUUUGCGUAUUCUCGGUAGCGCCCACACAUUGCUGUUUUUGUAACAUGAACAAGCUUAAAGGGACCACGAUCAAACUCUGGUGCAGGAAGGCGUUCUUUUCUUUGUCAAUCAUGUUCAAACCUUCAACCCAGAGCAUGAGAGCAUAGCACUCAUGCAGAAAUCUGAUUGUUUGCACGAGCAAAACCUUAGAUUUGAUGUCAGUGAACUGUGAGUUGUUGCUUUUUUAUGUAAUCGAUGACCUCAGUCCAAAUCCCUUUUCCCCCCUUUUCCAAAUGCCACUUAGAAAGUGAGAUCAUUAGAGCUAUUGUGAAAGUAUUUUCAGAUGUACUUUUUUAUAUAUAUAAAAUAUAUUUAUAUAUAGAAACAUCUCAAAAGAGUGUAAAAUAAAAGCAGAGUUUAUACAAUGUAAAGAGAUGUCAGCCAUGUUGUUUUGUUCUGCUCGUCUUGUCCACGGUUUGAAUUUCUAAAAUAAGAACAACCGUAGCAGACAUUUAAAAAAGAAUGUGGUUAAUUAGCACUUACAAAUCCUUAAAAAAAAAAAAAGCUGGUGUUUGCAGCGCCACUGCCUGCAGUAAAGCCUUUUGUUAAAGCAGACAGAAAGUCUGCAACCGCCCUCUUACUUUGGCAGAGCUGUCUGAGCAGAGCUCUCCGAGGACGAUGUCCGUGGAAAGAUGUGUGGAAGUGCCACAUCUCAGCCGUCUCUUUUUUCUUUUUUUUCUUUUUUUUUUACCCACUAUAACCUUCAGCAGAGUCUCAACCAAAAUGUUUGAAAACUGUGAAUAAAUGCGCAAGCUGAAAAGAUAAACUACGAAUGAAGGAGAAGAGUUUAAGAUGGUCAAAAGGAUAUUGGUGUUGUUUAAGCUCCCUAUUGCCUCUUUGCUUUAGGGUCGGUCCAAUUAAAUGUGUUGAUCAGAGCUAGAUAACUUGUAUUCCUUACUCCCAGCUCCCUUACUACCUCACCUUCUCCAAACACUAGAUGGCAAAGCACAGGGUUGACAGAGCCGUCAGCUACCCCCCUGAGUUAAUACCUAUUUAUACACAGAGAGCCUAAAAAAUAGUUAAAUAAUGCUGGUAAAACUGGAAAGAAACUAAAUAAGGCGCUUUAUCUUUGGGUGGUAAAGACGUCUCUCUGACUGCUGUUCUGUUUAUUGCAGAGCAUUGUAUGCCUUUAGUUCCGGGAAGCCUGGGACAUACGCAGAUCUAUCUCGAGCUAGAUCUCUGGGGAUGCCUGGAGGCAUCGUGAAAACUUUUCAUUUUAGAAGUAGGCGGCUGUAUUAGAUUUCUGCAACACAAUAAAUCUUGUUGUACCAGCAGCCCAAAGAGGCCAUGAGAAAUGAAAUUAAAUCUCUAUGUUUGGAGUCCUGAGACAAUCACAUGACCGAUGUUGGGGGUUGUCUAUCUCAGAGUAAUCUUUAAGCCACGUUGGCUUAGCACUGCUGGGACAGUGCUGUUCACUGUUAGUUAUUUCAUGCAGCACGGAGAAAGGGGCGGGCGGGGGGUGUAUCUCCCUUUUUUCUGUACUUACGAUUGUGGCAUUGUGGGAUUGUGCAAUAAUGUCCUUCCCAUUGUUCUGAAUAUGUCAGGCCUUUACCGGCCGUAAUGUUUUCUCUACCACUCCAGCAUAAUAACCUCACGGCACCGCGAAUAAAUUUUGCUAAUAGCACAAUGUACCAAAUACGUAACUGACGUCUUUUACGGAACCGGCCGCAUGACAUUUGCAGAUUGUAACAAAGUACGACGCUUUGUGUUUGAGGCCUGAGAAUGUCAAAAGGUGUUAUAAAGAACUAUACAUGUAUAUAUACAUUUAUGCGGGAUUAAAAUUAGUCCAGAGGGCGGGGGACCUAUGAUCUGCACUUUCAUGUCCCUUUAGACUCACUCAGGGUGAUAGCUGGGCUCUCUGUCCUACGGCGUCUGCAGUUAGUCGGGCUAGCAGGGCACCUUGCACCAACAUAAAAGACCUUUAAACCUUUAUCACUGUGUACAGUACAUGUUCUUGUGAAUGUUUGAUUACAGAAGCAUCAAAGACUUUACCCCUCUCGUCUGAUAUCAUUAAUGCAAGACUUUUUUGUUGUUGUUGAAAACAUAGAUUAAAUAGGAGAUGAAACAAAACAACAGAUUAAUUGUAAUCUCUGAAUUCUAUGUCGGUUUUGUUGUGAUCUUUUUUUUUUUUUUUCUUGAUUUUUAUCCUGAAUUGUUAUACUGUUAUUAUUAUUACUAUUAUUGUUUCUUUUGCAGCAGUUAGGGUCCUUUUUUUUCUCUCAGAGAGAUGUGAUUCUAUUUUUUUUAAAGAGUUUUUAAAAAUGUCUCUCUAAAGGUUUCUCUUUCGUCAUGAUCCUCCUGUUUCUAAUCUUUUCACUUUAUUUUAAGAUUACUAUUGUUAUUAAAUCAAGAUAGAGUUGAAUAUGUAAUUAUUUAUGUCAAGGUUGUGAAGCCUAAGAGGUUUUAACACAGUGAAGUGUUGUUGCACAAUGGUGAUACUGUGUGUGGAUUUAAGAAUGUAAUAAAAGUCUUUUUACAAGUGAAAUUAA